UGGAACAGCACAUGGAGAGGCCCAUCAUGUUUCAUACUGCCCCUAUCUGUGUCCGAGAACCUCUCUUCAAAUCGGUCACACUUGGUCGCCCAUCAUGCGGUCCGCAGCUUCGACGCCGGAGAAGACGGGCUUGAUCACCUUGCGUGGAUCUACAGAGACGGUCGUGGAAUUCUUUGGCUAUGCGAUCAACAGCAUCCUCUACCAACGAGGGGUGUACCCAGCUGAGCACUUCACUUCCGUCAGCAAGUAUGGGCUGUCCAUCUUGGUGACCAAGGACAAAGGACUUCAAGAGUACCUUGGAGAGGUCCUGCGGCAGCUCAAGGGCUGGAUGAUGCGCAGCCAGGUCCGAAAGCUGGUGGUGGUCGUGGCCUCUCAGGUCACAGAAGAGACCUUGGAGCGGUGGACCUUUGAUGUGCAGGUGAAUGAUGCGCAUGCAGCGCUUGCUGUGCCGCAGACGCAGGCUGACAAGGUCAGGGAGCAGAAGGAGAUUCAGGCCAUCAUCCGACAGAUCACGGCAUCGGUGACCUUCCUCCCAUUGCUGGAUGAGCCCUGCAGCUUCGAUCUUUUGAUCUACACCGAUCGAGCGGCCGAGGUGCCCACUGCCUGGGGCGAGAGCGAUCCCAAGUACAUCGUUGGUGGCAGUGAGGAGGUGAAGCUCCGGUCCUUUACCACGAAGAUUCACCAGGUUGAUGGCGCUGUCGCUUACCGCUACAGCGAAGCUGGUGCGUGAGAGAAGGAUGCUGCCUCUGAACCGAGGAUGCCAAGCACCUGCUUGGAGUUUGUUGGUCUUCC
Durusdinium trenchii is the source of this 792-nucleotide messenger RNA. NCBI's taxonomy places the organism in Eukaryota, Dinophyceae, Suessiales, Symbiodiniaceae. The record is from the annotation of a GenBank genome assembly.